Oncorhynchus kisutch (coho salmon) is the source of this 4596-nucleotide messenger RNA. RefSeq names its product leucine-rich repeat and fibronectin type III domain-containing protein 1-like protein. NCBI's taxonomy places the organism in Eukaryota, Metazoa, Chordata, Actinopteri, Salmoniformes, Salmonidae. The transcript is spliced from 6 exons. The record is from RefSeq and is a predicted model, not a curated record. Gene Ontology annotation, molecular function: protein binding. The coding region runs from base 1269 to 3335 and encodes 688 amino acids.
GUUUUAGUGAAACCUAUUAGCCUACAUGGUAUUCCCAACGAGGCACAAUGCAACACCUCCACACCAGCUCAAUUGAACUAAAUUCACGGUUUGACUUGAAGACCUGUAGGUGGAUAAGAUAGGUCCCUCUCUGCAAGCUACUUACUUGGUCAGCAAGUAGGCCUACAAGGAGAGACGCGGAAAGUACUCGCCGGUGGGAAUGAGAAGGAAAGACAUCGGACUGGGCGUGCCGCUGCAAUUCCGGAGCUGAGAUUGCAUCUCACCCCACCCGCUCGCUCACCUAGGGGUGAUCCACAGAAUUGUUGUGUAAAUUAUUCACGGUCAUUUGUCAUUUGCCCAAUAACCUCAUUGAGACGAAUAUCAGGUGACAGCGAUGUAAUUCAUUGAUAUAGGAUAUUCCUUCGCUUGAUAGGUUGUUUUACUUUCACUGGAUGUAUUUUUUUUAAGUGUUGGCUUUGGAGGAGGUUGUAGGAACCCAGCUAUGGAUUUUGGAGAAACGCUGGACACGCCUGCACCUUGUAUUUUGGACAAAGUUCAAUGUUACUGCAUAAUUUUUCUCCAAAAUGCAUGAGUGAUUGUUUUUGGAUAACGGUACAGUCCGUUUCAAUUCACCGGAGUGUGUUUCUAACAAUUGUAUGCUUUCUUUGACAUUUUGGGGAACGGACAACACAACGUUUCAAAGAACGUUGUGCCAUGAACCAUUGGAUAAAUGUGAUCAGCAUGUUAGUCAAGGACAUUUUGCACUGCAACCGAGGUGCGAAGAGGCAUUGCUACCCAGCACAGAUGAAACCGAAUCGAUUGACUAAAACCCCCUUAUAGUAGUAGCUUGAUUUACUAAAACCCUCUUAUAGUAGUAACUUUCCACUCUUAUAUCUUUGUUAUUCCUAUGCGUUUUCCAGUGUGUGUUUGCCAUACAUGUGGCCGGUGGUGGUACCUGAAGCUUGUCUCCUGUCUGGGUGUGCGUCUUUUCGCGCUUAGACAUUUCCCUGCGCUGCCUGACUGGCGUUGCUAUAGAGCAACCCUACGCCGUCUCUGUUUCACCCUGGGCAGCAGCGGAUCCAUCCGUGUGGGGACAGAAGUGCAAAGUUGGACGCUAAUCGCCAGACGCCGUGCGUUAGAGAGCGGGAUCUUUCGACUUUGAGGGAAGGGAGAGAGGGCUCAAACCAAAAAAGGCAGAUUGGCAGGUGGCCCGAGCUGAGCCAAUGACAGGCGGAGAGGAGUCUUAACGUCGGGCAGGCUUGAGUCCAGCCAAAGUAAAAGCUGUCAACAUGAGUCCAGCCAAAGCUGUCAACAUAGAACAGAGUGGAGGCUACCCACAUACACAUACACGGAUGAGAGCCCAGGGCGCCGGCUUGUGGACGACGCCAAGUGGCGGCUUCCCCUCCACAUCUAUAAGGAGCCUAGCCAUGGAGAGCCUGCUCCUGUUCCUGGCCCUCCUCGCUACGCCCGUCGCCUCCAUGCUGUGCCCCAAGCGCUGCACCUGCCAGAACCUCAUGCCCUCCUACACUGUCCUCUGCACCAAGACAGGCCUGCUCUUCGUGCCGCCGAACAUUGACCGGCAGACGGCCGAGCUGCGCCUCAUGGACAACUUCAUCACCACCCUUCGUCACCGUGACUUCGCCAACAUGAGCAGCCUCAUCCACCUGACGCUGUCGCGCAACACCAUUAGCCAGAUCAAGCCGUACGCCUUCGCCGACCUUCAGGACCUGCACGCCCUGCACCUGGACGCCAACCGACUCACCAUACUGGACGACACCCACUUCCAGGGCCUGGUCAACCUCAGGCACAUGAUCCUUGCCAACAACCAGCUGCACAGCAUCUCAGAGGGGUCCUUCCAGGACUUCCUGGAGACCCUGGAAGACCUGGACCUGUCCUACAACAACCUGGUGAACAUCCCCUGGGAGACCAUCGGCCUGCUGGCUAGUGUCAACACCCUCAGUCUGGACCACAACCUCAUAGAGAUGGUCCCCGAAGGCAUCUUCUCCAACCUGCACAAGCUGGCACGUCUAGACAUGACCUCCAACAAGCUGAAGAAGAUCCCUCCAGAUCCCCUGUUCCUGAGGAUCCCAGUAUACGCUAAGCUGAAGGGUUCUCCACUCACGUCGCUGGUGCUGAGCUUUGGUGGGAACCCGCUGCACUGCAACUGUGAGCUAAUGUGGCUGAGGCGGCUGACCAGGGAAGACGACCUGGAGACCUGCGCCUCUCCCCGAGAGCUCGCCGGCAAGUAUUUCUGGACUAUCCGCGAGGAGGAGUUUGUGUGCGAGCCGCCCAUGAUCACGCGGCACACCUCCAAGAUGUUUGUGAUGGAGGGUCAGGAGGUAAGCCUACGCUGUAAGUCAGUGGGUGACCCGGAACCUUCCACGCAUUGGGUCAGCCCCGAGGGGAAGCUAAUCGGGAACACGUCCCGCACCAUCUGCUACGAGAACGGCUCUUUGGACAUCCUCACCACCACUGUGAAGGACUCUGGGAAGUUCACCUGCAUUGCCUCCAAUGCCGCUGGCGAGGCCACAGCGCCCGUGGAGCUGGUGGUUAACCCCUCGCCACACUUUGACCCCAAGCUGGAACCCGAGCCUGGCCCUUCGGACAUCCCCACCUCCAUCAAGUCCAAUGCCAGCGGGGGCCACGCCCGCACCGACCAUCAGAGGGUCAGCGUGUCGGAGCUGAGCUCAACUUCGGCCACCAUCCGAUGGCCCUCCCAGGACCACAUCCCGGGGGUCCGCAUGUACCAGAUCCAGUACAACAGCUCCUCCGACGACAUCCUCAUAUACAGGAUGAUCCCUGCAUCUCAUAAGUUCUUCCUACUCAGUGACCUGGCCUCUCAGCGGGACUAUGACCUGUGCGUGCUGGCGGUGUACGACGACGGCGUCACGGCCCUAACCGGCACCCGCCUGGUGGGCUGCGUGGCUUUCACCACAGAGCGAGAGUACCGCCAGUGCCGCUCCCUCCACGACCAGUUCCUGGGCGGCACCAUGAUCAUCGUGAUCGGCGGUAUCAUCGUGGCCUCCGUGCUUGUCUUCAUCUUCAUCCUCCUCAUGAAGUACAAGCUGCACAGCAACCACUACAAGCAGAAAGCGGCACAUGUCAGCAACGUGUGCUCUCAGACCAACGGGGGCCAGGCUGCGGGCGGGGGAGGCGCUCCCAUCCCACCCUCCUCCUCUUCCUCAGGCUCGACCAAUAGGCCCAUGCCUUCUGGCCCAGUGGACAGGGUAGGGCACGACGGACCCCAUCAGGCCUCGGAAGGGGGCUUCGGAGGGCCCUUGAAAGGGACCACGGUAGUGGACUUGAACCCAGAGUACGGGAAGUCAGUGAAGGACGAGGAUGCUAUAUCACAAUAACACAGGAUCUGGGACUGCCCCAACGCCACCCACUUUUUAUUUCCUGGUGCUGGGGUCCCUCUGCCUUAACAAGGAUUAUCUCGUGUCCAAGAUUUGCACAUCACCCAUGCUCGUCCUCUGAGGUGGAGGGAUGGAGAUUGGAAAGGUGAAGUCCCCCUGGUUCAAGGAAGUUGGAAAAACACAAAAUAAUAAAUAUGAAGCCAAGAACAGCAUUGGGAGCAGAGAUGGGGUGGAUGCCAUGGAAUCGCUGUGCUCUGUCACUUAUGCAAUUCUAUCCGGAACUGGGAUGUAAUCCAGCCCUGUGGAGUGGAGGGAAAUGUUUUCCAAAACCUGGGGCUUCUUUUAAUGCGUGAGGAAUGAAUUGACCUUAACCCAGACGCCUAACAUUCCUUUCGGGAAUACUUUUUGGGAUUCCCAUUGAAAUUGCCUACUACAGAGGAACACCCUUGGAUGGUUUUGAUGAUGUAUUGUGGGUUUCGUAGCAAAGCUCCACUCUCCCUUAACGAUCGGUCAUUUGCCAAAGGAAUACAAUAAGAGGAAAAGGCAAUACAGUGUUUUGUUCUACUCCCCCGAGGGCCUUGGAAGCGUUAGCACACAGCGAUGUCGCGUCGAUGCACCGAUAUCAAACGGUUGUUCUUUGAUCUCUUAGGGCACUUUAUAAUCUUUAUAAUCCUAUCUUGCUCUCUUUCUCUCGCUCUCUCUUUCUCUACCCCCCCCCCCCAUCUCUCUCUCUCUCUCUCUCUCUCUCUCUCUCUCUCUCUCUGUCUAUAUGGACAAUUGAAAAGUAUAUUCAUCAAUUAAGAGAUCAGAUACAUCCAUUUUGGAUGAUGGUGAAAACAAAUCAUAUUAUUUGGCAAUGGAUAUCCCAACUUGGAAUAAAAACAUGGGCUCUCAAGAUGAGGUCAAAAUAAGAACCUGGAUCUGGUUUGGUUUGAUUACAUGAACUUACAGCACAAGUAUUGCGUUUUGGUUUGAUGGUGAAAUGGUGAGUUAAGUUUCAUUCUGACAAAAGAAAUUGACCCUAUUGUAUAACACUUUCGAUAUGGAAAAGAUGGACACAUUGAUCAAAUACAAUUUUUCCCUUACUGUUGACUGUGUAUGUAUUUGUAUGUGAGAUAUACCUUCAAUUUUCUCUGAUUUGAUACCCAUAUUUCCUUUGAAUUAUGAAACAACAAUAAGAAAAAAAUACGUGAGAUGGAAUUGUAUGCUUUCAUAGGUAAAAUAUGUGGAUUUAUAAAGAAAUAAAAUUAUUUUUCUUGAA